Oncorhynchus mykiss (rainbow trout) is the source of this 2782-nucleotide messenger RNA. NCBI's taxonomy places the organism in Eukaryota, Metazoa, Chordata, Actinopteri, Salmoniformes, Salmonidae. The record is from RefSeq and is a predicted model, not a curated record.
AGCGUGACCAAAAAACGGGUUUCCACUAGUUACCACAGCCACAAAGUAAGAUUUGGAUUUAUCGUACAAAUUCAUGAAAACUUUGCUUUUUGGUCUUAAUUUAAGGUUAGGCAUAAGGUUAGUAGUGUGGUUAAGUUUAAAAUAUAACAGACAGACAUUGCGUUCGAGAAUUAACAAGAACCUAAAAGACAAAACAAAAUAAAAACAGGAAUUAAUUAUGACAGAAUAUAGAGAAUGAGACAAUGACACUUAAUUCAGAAAAUAAUUCGUUAUAAUAUUGGACCUUAGACGAGCGUUUCUUAUUAUUUAGCAACUUCAGAGACUCGAUUAAAAAAACAAAGUCUAUAAAAAAAACACUAAAAAACAGAGAGGUUGACGUUACUUUUUCUCUCCAUACGUCAGGAAAAAACGUGUGACGCAAGCGGAAGUGCAAGCCCCGUCCAGUCCAUUGACCAAUUAGAGUUCGUUUUAAUCAACUGUCUCCGCCUCUCGUUUUUGUCCGUUUACACUGAACACGGAAGUGAACCUGGGAACUCACAUUUCUUAUUUUUUUUAAUCGAGAUAUUGUUUUAUUAUUAAUGUGUAAGUACAACUCAACAGUCAUAAAAAUAUAAGUUUUGGUGCUGAAAACAACCGGGGGAAAAAGGAACAAUAUGGAGAAUGUUUUAUCCUCGACUGGUGACCGUAAAUUGGACCAAGCCAUCGAUCAGUGGCUGCAGUUUGACAAGAACCCCCAGACAGUGGCGUUGGUGCAGGGCCUGGUGAAGGAGGGGGCGGUUGGGGAGCUGCGGAGGUGUUUUGGCUCUAGGAUGGAGUUUGGGACGGCUGGCCUCAGAGCUGCCAUGGGACCAGGGAUCUCCUGCAUGAACGACCUCACCAUCAUACAGACCACACAGGGGUUCUGUAAGUAUCUGGAGCAAUGUUUCGGGCAGUGUCUGAAGGAGAGGGGGGUGGUGGUAGGGUUUGAUGCCCGUGCCCACCCUCCCAGUGGAGGCAGCAGUAGACGUUUUGCCAGCCUGGCGGCCGCUGUGUUCACCUGCCGAGGAGUCCCCGUCCACCUGUUCUGUGACAUCACACCCACACCCUUCGUGCCCUUCGCUGUGUCUCAUCUGGGUCUGUGUGCUGGCGUCAUGGUAACCGCCUCCCACAACCCCAAACAGGACAACGGCUACAAGGUGUAUUGGGAGAACGGUGCCCAGAUCGUGCCGCCCCAUGAUAAGGGCAUCUCUGUAGCCAUCGAGGCUAACCUGGAGCCCUGGCCUGAGUCCUGGGACAUAACCUCUCUCUCUCACUGCCCUCUGCUGAAGGACCCGUUCCAAGACAUUCACACAGAGUACUACAGGACCAUCCAACAGCACUGUCACCACAGGGACAUCAACAAGAGUUCAGAGGUGAAGAUCGUGCACACCUCCGUGCACGGAGUCGGACACGCCUUCGUCCAAUCAGCUUUCAAGGCCUUUGACCUCCGACCCCCGUACGCCGUAGAGGAGCAGAAAGACCCUGACCCUGAGUUCCCCACCGUCAAAUACCCCAACCCUGAGGAGGGGAAGGGGGUCCUGACCCUGUCGUUUGCCCUGGCGGAGAGGGAGGGAGCUACUGUAGUUCUGGCCAACGAUCCUGACGCUGACCGCCUGGCCGUUGCUGAGCAACAGAAGGGUGGUCAGUGGCGUGUGUUCAGUGGUAAUGAGUUGGGGGCGUUGCUGGGUUGGUGGGUGUAUCGGUGUUGGAAACAGACCAACCCAGACCAGUCUACCGUGAAGUCCGUCUACAUGUUGGCCUCCACCGUCUCCUCUAAGAUUCUACGAGCCAUCGCUCUCAAGGAGGGCUUCCACUUCGAGGAAACUCUGACUGGGUUCAAGUGGAUGGGCAACAGAGCCAGAGAGCUGCUGGACCAGAACAAGAUAGUACUGUUCGCCUUCGAGGAGGCUAUAGGGUACAUGUGUGGUUCUGCCGUGCUGGAUAAAGAUGGGGUCAGUGCGGCAGCCAUCGCUGGGGAGAUGACAUCAUACCUGGCCGCGAAGAACAUCACGCUGUCACAACAACUCACAGCUGUCUACGAGGAGUAUGGGUACCACAUCACUAAGAACUCCUACUUCAUCUGUCACGACCAGGAAGUGAUCCGGGCCAUGUUUGACCGGCUGCGUCACUACGGCAACCAGGAGGAUGUGUCGUACCCCAGGCAGUGUGGAGGCGUCGCUAUCACCGCUGUGCGAGACCUCACUACUGGAUACGACAGCAGCCAGGCAGACAACAAGGCUGUCCUCCCUUCCUCCCCCAGUAGUCAGAUGAUCACGUUUAGUUUCUCUAACGGGGGCGUGGCCACCAUGAGGACCAGCGGAACGGAACCCAAGAUCAAGUACUACACUGAGCUGUGUGCUGCCCCCGGCAACAGUGAUGUUAAAGGUUUACAGAAGGAGUUAGAUGACCUGGUUAAUGCCAUCGUAGAGGACUUCUUCCAGCCCCAGAAGAAUAACCUGCUGUCCAAGCCUGAGUAACACACAUCAGUGGCUUGUAAACACAAAGACCCGCGCUGGUUUGACUUCCUGAUCAAGAUUCCCUUUCACACAUUCUUCUUCCAGAACUCACACACAUUCUAGAACUCACACAAAUUCUAGAACUCACUCUCACACACACACACACACACACACACACACAUUCUAGAAUGGGUGCGUUCCAGGCUGACUACUAAUGCUGUGUGAUUAAUACUUUCUGAUUUUCUGUUUCGAUUUCUUAUCAUUUUUUUAAAUUAUUUUUACAUGAAAUGCCCUUUGUGUGUGUUGAA